Molecule: messenger RNA, 4467 nt
Organism: Plasmodium vivax (malaria parasite P. vivax)
Lineage: Eukaryota; Apicomplexa; Aconoidasida; Haemosporida; Plasmodiidae
Exons: 1
Coding region: 1-4467 (1488 amino acids)
Source: RefSeq, a predicted model, not a curated record
AUGAGACGCAUCGUGCGGGUCCUCCUCAACUGGAUCCUGCCGUUUUUUCUGUUCCGUCUCACGCAGGUUGAAAGCAAUGGUUUGAUAGAGAAGGUAACCUCGCAGGGAGACCUCGAUUUGGUUCUACUCUUCGAUGCAGGCUUCAAGGAGAGCAAGGAGAAGAACCGCUCCAAGGCUUUGGAGAACAUCGUGGAGCUGGCGAGGAACCUGCUGGUGGAGGGGGCGCGCAGGGUGAGCCUGACCUAUGUGACGUAUGACAGCGUGGGGGUGCAGACCAGGGCGCGCGCGGAUAAUGGCGGUGCGAAGGAGGGUAGUGCCGCUUCCGAAGCGGUCACCUCAGCGGCCACCUCCGAUGCCACCUCCCCCGCCGCUGUUAACACCAAUGGCUCACUGGACCGCUUCAGCAAAGCCGUGAUGCAGACGAAAAUGCAGCAGUCGGCGCAGAGCUCCAACCACCUCAAGGCCCUGAACUACGUAGGCAUCAAACAUUUCUACGACGCAGAUGACACCUCCACCAAAAUGAUAAUCAUGUUCAUGAGCACGGAGGGAGUCCCAGAAAGAGACGAGACGGAGCUAAACAUGGUGCACUACCUACUGGAUAGAAAAAAUAUAACCCUCAACAUCAUAUCAAAAGUGAAUCUCAAAUCUUACUGCCACUACCUACAUAGGGUCGGACCAAACACAAACGAGUUGCUGAGAUGUGUUUUAAAGAAUUCAUUCUACCACAGGUUAAUUUUGACUUACAGUUUGGAGAAAUUCUACGAAGACAUCGCCACGAAUGCUACGUGCAGUGAGUGGUCCGAUUGGUCCGACUGCUCUGUCUCUUGCAAUAUGGGAUACCACUUUAGCAAAAGAAAUACACUCCAUAAUGUGGGGAAUGCCAUAGGGGGGAAGUACAAAAGGACAGGGAAGAACUGCAUAGACCAGAGGAGUCUCAUCAUCCAGGAAUGCUUUGAAACGAGUUGCGAUCACUCUCUCGACGUGUGCGAUAUAGAGGUGGAUUUGUCUCUCCUUGUGGAUGACACCUCUAGUAUGUCUCAAGCCUUCUGGUUGAAAUACAUUUUGAAGCCCAUUAGGAAUCUCAUUGCCCACUUAAAUUUAAGCUCCAAAUUGGUCAACAUAUCAAUUACAACCUACUCUCAGGAGACAUACACGUGGGUUAACUUCUCUUCCAAUUUGGCUCGAAACAGAGACCAAUUACUCCUCUUCUUAGAAUACUGGAGAUUUAACUUUGGGGGCCCGGCGAACAAUUUGAAGAGCGCCUUGAAUUAUGUACACAGGCAUGUGCUUAAUGCCAAUGAGGGGAGACCUAACGCUCACAAGGUCCUUGUUAUCUUUAACGUGGGAGACGUGAGCAACAACGCCGCCAGGGGGGUGAAGGAAGUCGUCCGGAAUAUUAAGCUCACCUAUGCCGCUGAUGUGUAUGCCAUCUGUUUGAACAACACCCGGGAGGGCAACUGCCAGGCGAUCAGUGGGGCCAGCGCGGUCACGCACGACGCCUACGAGGAGGAAGUCUACGGGGAGGGUGCCGCCAACCAAGGUGAAGCCACUGCUAACCCCCCCGAUGAGGACGCCCCCUACUUCUACUCCUACAGCAACGUGUCCGCGUUCAGGGAGCAGCUCACGGACAUACAGAAGAACAUCUGCAAAAAUGCGCACCAGGCUGUCGUCGCCACCAGGCGCAGAAGGAAAAAGAACCUGAGGAGGGCGGACACCGCCCGGGAGCCGCGCGAGUGGCACGGGCGCAGGAGGGACACGCAGGCAGGAGGGGAGGACGAUGAGGCAGCAGCAGGGGCGGCGGCAAGGAGGGCUGGCAGAAGGGCAGGAAAGGGAGCAAGAGAAAAGGAACGAGAUGAGGAAGAGGAAGCGGAGGAGGAAGGAGAUGAGGAGGCGGAGGAGGCAGCAGAAGAAGCAGUAGAAGGGGAAGGAAAUGAGGAAGAGGAAGCAGGAGAAGAAGGAGCGGAAGAGACAGUGGAAGCGGUAGCGGAAGAGUCAGCGAAAGACUCAACGAAAGAUUCAACGAAAGACGCAGCGGAAGACGCAGCCAAAGAGACCGCGAAAAACGCAGCCAAAGAGAUCGCGAAAAACGCAGCCAAAGAGAUCGCGGAAGAGGAUGCCGAGGAGGAACUCGAACCGGAAGUGGCAGACGCAGAUGAAGGGGUGGAGUCCGAAGCAGACAGGAUAGUAGAGCCAGGGGCAGACGCGGCGUCCGAAUCCGUCGAGGAACCCCCAGCGGAAUCCUCAGCGGAACCAUCAGCAAACCCCUCAGAGGAACCCCCAACGGAACCAUCAGCAAACACCCCAGAGGAACCCCCAGAGGAACCCCCAACGGAACCAUCAGCAAACCCCUCAGAGGAACCCCCAACGGAACCAUCAGCAAACACCCCAGAGGAACCCCCAGCGGAACUUUCAGCGCAACCCCCAACGGAACUUUCGGAGGAACCCCAACCUGCCAACGAAGCAGAGGAGCAAGUGGAGCCCGAUGCAGCCGCGGAGUUGUCUCCCCGAAGAGGACUCGGAGCAGCAUCACGCGAAACCCUACACGAGAUAGGAAGAAUGGCGCAGAAGCUGCACGGAGCCAAGCCGAUCAACAGAGUAUCCCCCUACUACUUCCACAACGGAGGAAAUCUAAAAGGUUUAAAUAAAAACAGAGUCGUUCUAAAAUCAAUUACCAAUUUGGAACGAAUAGAUGAUGUAGAAGAGGAGGAGGAUGAGGUAGAUGCAGAACCCGUUUUGAACCCAUUGAAGAAAUACGCCUCAGUGUACAACAUAGAUGCAUUGCCAUCGUACAAAAAUAAAGGGAAAAAAAAUUUAAUCUGUCGACUGAUGAAAUUCCUUUUUAGGAAAAAAAAAAAAUAUAAAUUAAAAAGAAUUGAUCCCAAGGAUAAGGAAAAGAUAAAGCAGUUCAUAGCAGAUGUAAAAAAGCUCAGCGACUCUGACGAAACGAACCUCCAAAGGGAGAGACAAAUAGAGGAGGAAUUUAACGCACUCCUAGAGAGCAUUUUUAAAAAUCAUGGCAGUUUACCUUUCGGGGAUUUCGACUUUGACUCUGUAAGUGUGUCUAGCUAUGGCUCUCACAUGGAGGAGGACGAGGAUGCGGACGAGCUGGGGCUGGAGAGUGCCUUGCCCUGCAGCUGGUUCUACAUAGAUGCGGCGCAGAUGAACGUGGACACCGCGGCUGACGCGAGGAGGUUGGCUGAUGGGAAGGGGUUGGCCAACUCGAGGGGGCUGACUGAUGCGGACACCGCCGCUGGUUCCGCCGCUAACUCCGCGGACGACGAUUCCGAGGGGGAGGUCACUCCCGCCGAAGCGGGGAAGAGCAUCCUGGACGACGUCUCCAUAGCGGACAUACUGGUGAAGGAGGGCGGCUUUGCGACCAGCGAAAAGAGGAAGCUCAAAAGGAGGAAGAGGUCUCUCGAUCAGGCACACGGGAUAGAUUCGUCGAACAAAGAAAAUGAAGCUGCGAACAAUGCAGCUUCAGGUGGAAGCGCAGACAGAAGGGGAGGAGGAGGACAAGCAGUGUUCCUACCUCGCAGUCGUGGUAACGAGAAAAAGGUUGAAGAUGGCAAGAAGGCAGUAGGCCACGGUGGGGAGAAUGGAGCGGUACCACCUUCACCCCCCUCGUCGCCCACCUUUUCGUCUACCAAGUCCCUCUCUCUCGUUGGAAGCAAACCACAGAUGAAGAAAAAAUUCAAAUCCAAAUUCGACCUCAUUCAGCGCUUCAAAAACAUGGCAGCCGUGGUGGACGGCCAGACAGGAAUCAGCUUCGAUUCUAAGAAGUACCCAUCCCCAGCAAGCAACGAAGGGAAAAGAACAGCUAGCCAUCUGGAGGAGCACCCAGGAGGGAAGAAGGACGACCCUUCCGCACAUACCCCCAACGGCUUUCAAAGAGGGAAGUGUUCCAAAGAGGCUAAUGAGCCAUGUGAUCAAGGGGGGGUAGUGCCUCCUCCUGCACCCCCUACCAUGAAUUAUAAAAAAGAAAAACGAAGCGAGUCAACCGUUGGGGGCAGAACCGCCUCAAAUGGACACGUCCAAGUGGACGACACCUGCGGGAUGAAACCAGGCGAAAAAAAGGAAGCAGCAAGUGGUGCGAAGAGCGAAGCAUCAAGUGGUACGAACGAAGCGGCAAGUGCCACGAACGAAACACACGCACAUAACCCGAAGGAGCAGGUGCAGUACGACCUCCUCCAACAAACGCAUUCGAACAGUCACUGGGAAAUAGGAAGCUACGACCCCGUUGAGGAAGAAGAGUAUGUAGACACAAGCAUAUAUAAAUAUUCUGCCUCCUUCGCUCUGAUCACCGUCAUCCUUCUAGGCACCGCCUUUCUGUACAUACGCAAUCAGAAGAACCUUAUGGAGCCCGUCCCUGUGACGUUUAACGACUUUGUAACCCACAAGGGGGAGAAGAAGGUGGAGUGUAGGGAGCAAAACAUUGAGGUAAAGCCGGAUGAGACGUCUUGGCAGUAG